Molecule: messenger RNA, 906 nt
Organism: Zygotorulaspora mrakii
Lineage: Eukaryota; Fungi; Ascomycota; Saccharomycetes; Saccharomycetales; Saccharomycetaceae
Gene: GPM2
Product: phosphoglycerate mutase family protein GPM2
Exons: 1
Coding region: 1-906 (301 amino acids)
Biological process (GO): glycolytic process
Molecular function (GO): intramolecular phosphotransferase activity
Source: RefSeq, a predicted model, not a curated record
AUGACUUUGACAAACAAUACUUUUAAAGUCAUUCUUUUAAGACACGGGCAAAGUGAAUUGAACCAUGAAAACAUAUUUUGCGGUUGGAUAGAUGCUCAAUUGACUGAAAAGGGCAAGCAUCAAGCUCGUCAUGCUGCUGAUCUCAUCAAAGAUUAUUGUGAAGAGAAAAAUGUUCCAUUACCACAGAUCGGGUUCACUUCCAGGUUGGUGAGAACUGAACAAACCAUGGAAGUCAUGCUUGAUGAACUACACCUAAAGGGUUCCUUCCAGAUUAUAGCCGGUCUUGAUUGCAAAAUCGAAGAUGAAUUCAAGAAGGAUUCUGUUAAAGUUCUGCAAACAUGGAGAUUGAAUGAACGUCAUUAUGGAUCGUGGCAAGGUCAAAGAAAACCUGAUAUUUUAAAGGAAUACGGUAAAGAAAAAUACAUGUAUAUACGUAGAGAUUACCAAGGGAAACCACCCAGUGCAGAUCUGAAACGUGAAAUGAUUCAAGAGGUUGAUGAUCAAGGGUCAUCCACAGGUUAUGACUUUAAAGAGCCAAAUAGACGUUUGAAAUAUGGUCUUGAAGAAGAGGCUGGUGAUAUUUUACCAGAUAGUGAAUCACUUUGUGAUGUUGUUAAAAGGCUUGAGCCAUUUUUAGAAAACGUUGUUUUAAAACUUAGUAGAGAUUACAAUCUAGAUUCAUGUUUAAUGGUAGGUCAUGGAAGUUCAGUGAGAUCAAUACUAAAGGUCCUACAAAAAAUAUCUGAUGAUGAUAUAAAGAAUGUUGAUAUACCAAAUGCAACACCAUUAGUUGUUGAAUUGGAAAAAGGCACUUUCAAAUUCAUCAAUAGAUAUUACUUAGAUCCGGAAACUGCAAAGAUUGAUGCUCAAAAAGUUCGUCAAGAGGGUUUCCAGAAUAAUCCCUAA